Messenger RNA from Salvelinus namaycush (lake trout), 2445 nucleotides. RefSeq names its product retinal rod rhodopsin-sensitive cGMP 3',5'-cyclic phosphodiesterase subunit gamma. The coding region runs from base 2006 to 2269 and encodes 87 amino acids. Gene Ontology annotation, biological process: visual perception; positive regulation of G protein-coupled receptor signaling pathway; positive regulation of epidermal growth factor receptor signaling pathway. The record is from RefSeq and is a predicted model, not a curated record. NCBI's taxonomy places the organism in Eukaryota, Metazoa, Chordata, Actinopteri, Salmoniformes, Salmonidae. The transcript has 4 exons. Gene Ontology annotation, molecular function: 3',5'-cyclic-nucleotide phosphodiesterase activity; cGMP binding. Gene Ontology annotation, cellular component: photoreceptor outer segment membrane.
UAGGACUGGAAGGUUCUGGUCAGUAGGGAUAAGACUGGAAGGUUCUGGUUAGUAGGUAUAGGACUGGAAGGUUCUGGUCAGUAGGUAUAGGACCGGAAGGUUCUGGUCAGUAGGUAUAGGACUGGAAGGUUCUGGUCAGUAGGUAUAAGACUGGAAGGUUCUGGUCAGUAGGGAUAUGACUGGAAGGUUCUGGUCAGUAGGGAUAGGACUGGAAGGUUCUGGUCAGUAGGGCUAGGACUGGAAGGUUCUGGUCAGUAGGUAUAAGACUGGAAGGUUCUGGUCAGUAGGUAUAAGACUGGAAGGUUCUGGUCAGUAGGGAUACGACUGGAAGGUUCUGGUCAGUAGGUAUAAGACUGGAAGGUUCUGGUCAGCAGGGCUAGGACUGGAAGGUUCUGGUCAGUAGGUAUAAGACUGGAAGGUUCUGGUCAGUAGGGAUAAGACUGGAAGGUUCUGGUCAGUAGGUAUAAGACUGGAAGGUUCUGGUCAGUAGGUAUAGGACUGGAAGGUUCUGGUCAGUAGGGAUAUGACUGGAAGGUUCUGGUCAGUAGGGAUAGGACUGGAAGGUUCUGGUCAGUAGGUAUAGGACUGGAAGGUUCUGGUCAGUAGGGCUAGGACUGGAAGGUUCUGGUCAGUAGGUAUAAGACUGGAAGGUUCUGGUCAGUAGGUAUAAGACUGGAAGGUUCUGGUCAGUAGGGAUACGACUGGAAGGUUCUGGUCAGUAGGUAUAAGACUGGAAGGUUCUGGUCAGCAGGGCUAGGACUGGAAGGUUCUGGUCAGUAGGUAUAAGACUGGAAGGUUCUGGUCAGUAGGGAUAAGACUGGAAGGUUCUGGUCAGUAGGUAUAAGACUGGAAGGUUCUGGUCAGUAGGUAUAGGACUGGAAGGUUCUGGUCAGUAGGUAUAAGACUGGAAGGUUCUGGUCAGUAGGGAUAAGACUGGAAGGUUCUGGUCAGUAGGUAUAAGACUGGAAGGUUCUGGUCAGUAGGUAUAGGACUGGAAGGUUCUGGUCAGUAGGGCUAGGACUGGAAGGUUCUGGUCAGUAGGUAUAAGACUGGAAGGUUCUGGUCAGUAGGUAUAAGACUGGAAGGUUCUGGUCAGCAGGGCUAGGACUGGAAGGUUCUGGUCAGUAGGUAUAGGACUGGAAGGUUCUGGUCAGUAGGUAUAGGACUGGAAGGUUCUGGUCAGUAGGUAUAGGACUGGAAGGUUCUGGUCAGUAGGGCUAGGACUGGAAGGUUCUGGUCAGUAGGUAUAGGACUGGAAGGUUCUGGUCAGUAGGGAUAUGACUGGAAGGUUUUGGACAUAUGGAGAAUCUUCAUUACCAUCCAAGUCAAUAAUGUAUUAUUAGCUACAUAAUUCAUAAUCUCUCGUGACAGUUUUCUCAUUAAAUCCAGGAACUGAUUUGGUUCUGGGUGCCACGAUGACAUCAUUCAUCCAGUUGAUUAAUCCACACCUCCAUGCAAUGUGGUAUCCCUUAUUAUGUCUCCAUUUAGUUUGAAGGAUUUUGAAGACUAGAUAAAAGACCAUUGAAGGUGUCAUCUUGGAUUUCAUGUAUGGAAAACAUGCUAGAAUACAAUCAACACUAAAUGCAUUCAAGUUAUUGCUGCCUUAGCGCUCUAAUUAACUUCCAUCCAUCUCCCUUCACCCCCUCUUCUGCUCCCCGCCCCUUCACAAGGGUCCCCCUGACUCCCGCCCCCUGACCCCCACCCACUGAACCCCAGCUCAGGCUAGAGCCGCGAUAACAAGGGGUCAGUGAUGGGAGGCGGGACAUUCCUAAUCUGCAGAGGGGUCAUGAGGAAUAUAAGAAGUCCGGUCAGCCCAGCCUGGCCCUCAGAGCCAACCUAGCAUAGAGAUCCACACAUCUGCUAUAGAGAGCUGCGCUCAGCGCCCACGCCCGCUCCUCUGGCUAGCCUUCACCCAAGCAGCAGUUGAUGAGAUUUCAUCAACUUUACUUCAGAGAGGGAUUGAACACAUAACCAGCUGCACACACCAACCAGCUAACUAAUAACCAUGAAUCUCGAGGUCCCCAAGUUGGAGAUCAAGUCUGCCACCCGUGUCACUGGAGGCCCUGCAACACCACGCAAGGGACCCCCUAAAUUCAAGCAGAGGCAGACUCGCCAGUUCAAGAGCAAGCCCCCAAAGAAGGGAAUUCAGGGCUUUGGCGAUGAUAUCCCUGGAAUGGAGGGCUUAGGCACUGACAUCACAGUAAUCUGCCCCUGGGAGGCCUUCAACCACCUGGAGCUUAGCGAGCUGGCCAAAUAUGGUAUCAUCUAAGUCAUCCAGACCUUCACCAUCCAUCCCACAGUCCUCUGCAUCCACCUCCAUCUACUUCAAACCAUGCAUGUGCCUCGAGCACUCUCACUGCGUUUGACUAGAACUAUCAAACAUAAACUAAAGCAAAGAAUUGUCUGCAAAAAAAUAAUAAUAAUAAAGAAAGCUUUACAGAAAAA